This is a messenger RNA of Cuscuta campestris, 2592 nucleotides long. NCBI's taxonomy places the organism in Eukaryota, Viridiplantae, Streptophyta, Magnoliopsida, Solanales, Convolvulaceae. The record is from the annotation of a GenBank genome assembly.
GUUAUUAGCUCUUGAUCAUGGGAGACAUGGAGGAAGGUGCUAAUGUGCAAUGUCCGCCGUUACUGCGUGGCCAUAACUAUAGCUUCUGGAAGAGUCGGAUGAGAGCCUUUUUGAAAUCGCUUGGUGGUGGAGUCUCGAGGAGUGUUGAAACUGGAUGGUCAGAGCCUAGAAAAUAUUCAGAUGACUUAACCACUUCAAAAGUGAAGCCAUUUGAGGAAUAUAGCAGAUCUGAGACUGUUGUAGCCGAAUACAACGACAAGGCACUCAACACUAUCUUUGGAGAAGUUGACUCUACCCAGUAUAAGCUUAUCUCAAAUUGGAACAGUGCCAAAGAAGCUUGGGAUAUACUGGAAGUAACUCAUGAAGGGGAUGAGGAGGUCAAGACUGCAAAGUAUCAAAUUCUCAUGACUCAAUAUGAAAACUUGCGCAUGGAUGAUAAAGAGAAAAUAACAGAGUUAGACAUGACAGAAGACAACAAAAGAAGGAAACUAGAAAAGCAGGUGGCUUUCAUUGGGACAGAGACUGAAGAUGACUUUGAGCAUGAUCCAACAUUUGAUGAAGAAUUUCAAGAACAGCUAUCUCUUUUCACCAAAAAAUUCAAAAAGCAGUGGGUACAAAAGCGAGGUGGUCAGAGACAAGAAGGCAUUUCCAAAGGUCCCUAUGUCAGGGAUUCCAGAUUUAGAGAACCCAGAGCUGCUGAAAAUCGUGAUAAUCAAAGGAAAAAAGGGCCACUGUGCUUCGAGUGUGGAGGAUAUGUCAAUAUGGAAGAUGAAGAGAGCUCUGCACAAGAGUUGGAAGAACUGCAGAAGAAAUGGGCUCAAUUGGUAGUAAUCAACGAAAGGAAUGUUGAAGAAAAGAGCCAAUUAACAUCUGAAAUCGAAACAUUGAGGAGAAUGAUAGAGAAAUCCAAACUCAUCGUUCAGAGAUUAGAAGGUGAAAAGUCUGAUUUAAUUUUUGAGCUAAACAAACUGAAAUACUAUCAAAAAUGGAUGAUCAUCGCAGGAGCGAAACCAUUGGACCACCAUUCAGUAAUGUCCAAGACACUAGAUGACAAGACAUGUAUUGGCUACACUAAAAAAGGAGAUCACAUCAAAAGAGAUAAAAUCAAGUUUGUCAAGGAAACAGAGGAGAGCAAGGUUGAAACAACUGCACCACAUAGCUCUGAUCACCACAGCGACACAAAAAUGGUGAGAAUGAAGAUCACCAUACCCAAGAACUGGAUGGGAAGGAAAGCUCUCAAGAAACAACUCUGGGCCAAGCAUGGAUGGACCCGGCUACUAGCAUCUAGGAACUCAACCAAAUCUGACGGAGAAAUCAAAAGUCACGACAUGAACAUUCAAGAAGAAGCUGCAAGAAUGUCCAGCACAAACGAAAGAUCUGAAGAAGCUGUAGUUCAAGAAGAUCUGAAAGAUGAUGUCAUGAUGCAACCAUCAAUCAAGAUCCUAGAAGUCCUCUGUCUAAAGUACAUGCCGAACUCACAAGAUCAGGCACACAAUAAGGAAGAGAAGGGCAAGGAGAUACCAGAGGAAGAAGCGCCAGAGGUGUUGGAGGAAGAACCGCUUGUUGCAUGUUCUGCUGUGCCAUUCAAAGGGACUCAAUCCAUCCAGCAGAAUGUGACCAAGAAGAGUCCGAUGAUCUAUGGAGUCAGAUGGUCCCUAAGAAGCAGCAAAUCAAAGAUGGAAUCUGAUGAUCUAUCACGAGACACACAGACCAAUGCUCCAAAAGACACUCCCAGCCCUAGCAGUCAAAGAGGAAGUCAGAAGAGAAAGGGGAAGACAACUCCAGGUGAAGAAGAAAGCUCCAAGCAAAUCAAGAAAACCAAAAUGGAGGAAAUUGAUCAACAUAAGAUCACCCUCAACAAGGCCAGAGCUGGAAAACAGAAACUACUUGAAGUUCUCUCAUUGCUCAAAGGGAAACAACAUGCUGAAACAGGAGCAAAUACACAGGGGGAGAAAACCUUGGGCACUGAGGGAUCUACCAGUCAGGGGGAGCAGGACACAGAGGAGGAUCAGGAUGCAGGCUCCUUCGUGGUCUUCAAACAGCAAAAAUCAGCCCAGCAUCCACCCCAAUCAAGUAAAUUCGGCCCAGCAUCUCGGUCAACAGGGCACAACGCAGCAGCAAAGAAGCGGUGAAGUCGAAUUGCAACCAAGUCUCAGAUUGAAGCAAGAAAUCAGCGGUGAAUCAUUCAAAUCCUUUCAAAAUCGAUGUGUAACUGAACGGCGAAUUCAAUUCUCACAACAAAUGCUCUAACGUUCGGCCAUACCCUCCGCUUUUGACCAAGUAAGCAACGGUUUCUUCUACGCUACUCUCUCAAAUCAACGGGAAGAAAACCUCUGGUGUAUAAAUUGAGCACGAAAUUGCAGUUUCAAGUAGGGGGGAGACGAACUACAACAGCUCCAAUUUUCGAAAUUCUUCAUCUUCUUCUUUUAGGUUGGGUACUAUAGUCUCCCUUAAGCAAAACCACCAUGUUAUUCCACAGAAACUCUAUUGUCAUCGCCGCAUAGUCGUGUGUCCUAGCUUCUAUAACCAUUGGACGCCAAGGAUGAUGUUUGGCCGUGUAUGGCUAGAAAAAAAGAAAAAAUGGUCCCAUGG